This is a messenger RNA of Brassica oleracea var. oleracea, 1158 nucleotides long. Its product is annotated as putative F-box/kelch-repeat protein At1g27420. NCBI's taxonomy places the organism in Eukaryota, Viridiplantae, Streptophyta, Magnoliopsida, Brassicales, Brassicaceae. Bases 1 to 1050 code for a protein of 349 amino acids. The record is from RefSeq and is a predicted model, not a curated record. The transcript has 3 exons. Gene Ontology annotation, molecular function: protein binding.
AUGGAGUCGUCGUCACCAUCGUCGUUAAUACCCGGCUUGACCGACGACGUAGCGGAGCUAUGCCUCUCGCGAAUCCCUUACUCUGCCUUCCUGAUCAUUUCUCAGGUCUGCCGGCGAUGGAGGACGUUCCUUAGGAGCGAGCAUUUCUCAGCCGUUCGAAAGUUGACCGGAUCGGUGGAGGAGUUCACGUGCGUUCUGAUGGAAAGCCAGUUCGUAAGAGACGGCCGGUUCGUGAAAUACUUGUUCGGGGAAGUCUUCGACGUCUCCGGGAACCGUCUGGGGAGGAUUCCUACCUUCCCUGGGCCUUUCGUGAGCGGUUUCGGCGUCGCGGUGCUCCGUGGCAGAAAGAUCGUGUUCUUCGGUGGGUAUACGAGGGACGAAAGGUUUGCGAUCAAAGGCACCACUAUCUAUGCUUCUGCCGAUGUUCACGAGUUCGAUCCUGCUACUAACAGCUGGAGGAAACUGGCGAAUAUGAACGUGCCACGUCACAACUUUGCAUAUGCUGUAGUGAACGGGCUUUUGUAUGUGAUCCGAGGCUUUUCCUCAUUUGGUGAUAGCCUUCUCAGCACGGAAGUGUACAACCCGAAAACUAACCAAUGGAGCCUCAUGGAUUGUCCAUACCGCCCGGUCUGGCGUGGCUUCGCAUUCUCCUUCAAGUCCAAACUCUUCGUAGUAAGCAAUGAAUCGAGGUUCAUUGACAUAUAUGACCCGAAAACGGAGACAUGGAAAGAGUUAGACUCGGGGCAAUCACUGUCGGUCUACUCCUACACAGUUAUUAGAAACAAAGUGUAUUUCUUUGACAGGAAAAUGCCGGGACUGGGAGUGUUUGAUCCAGAGGAGAAUUCUUGGAGCUGGGUGGGUGUGCCUAGGUCCCCGGGUGGUUACUGGUUCAGACUAGGGGAAUGGAACAAUAAGGUUAUUCUGAUUGCACGGCUCGGGGGAUGUAAGGCCUUAACUGGUGACCUUGAUAAAGAUAACGCGUCCAAGUGGAGAGCCACAUACAUUAAACCAUCUGGUUCUAACGCGACCGUCGUUCUCAUCAACUUCUGAUUUCCCCAUUUGGCUUCGUUCUUUUGCAAAAAAAAAAAAAAUGUGUGUAGUAUUUUGGGGCUGUUAACUUUGUGAGUUUGGCCAUCAACUUUGUCAAUGAUUACUAUA